AUGUCUAUACCCUUUACUGUUGCGGCAACCUCCCCAAGCAUGAGACCUCGCACUCCGCUGUACCGAUGGCUCGCUCUCUUUUUCAUUGUCGUCUUUAUCUACUACUACCUUCCGACGUCCACCGUCGUGUCAAUUCCUAGAUUCUCGACAUCAAAGGCCUCCGUAUACUCAUCGCCCAACAGUAGUGAAUUGAGCCAGGUCUCGUGGGUGAAGAGAGUCUUGAAGGACUACUCCAUCGGCCCCGAGAUCACGUAUGCCACGCGCACACUCCAAUACAUACCCGAUGCAAAAGACCGACCACUCUUGACCUCAGUCGACCACGAUCUUUUUGAAUACGGAUUUCAAGACCUCAGUCUCGAUACCAUAUCCUCUCUCCCCGAGGGGCCGUCUCUUGGCGUCCAUGUCAAGAAGCUUAUGCGGCCUAGCGAUGCCGACGGAUCAUCUCUGAUGAUCGGCGUUUCAACCACGUUUAAACGAUUCAAUGAUAAGGUCAAUGGGCCCAUAAAGGAGUGGGCGAGAUGGCUUACGGAUGGAAAGGGGGGUUCGAAUGGUGCUCAUCUGGUCCUGGCCUUGUUCCAGGUCACUAGCGGCGAGAUCAAUACCGCACGGCAGCAUCUGGCAGCUGCUGGCAUCAACGCAACAGUUAUCGCGUCAAAACGCGAUCUUGAUAUGCCAGGGCGAUAUGUCGAUCUUGUUCGAAUGCUCUAUACGCACCCCAUGCGUAGUCAGCGCAAGUACUUCGCUCUCAUCGAUGACGAUACCUUCUUUCCGUAUAUGUCCCAACUAGCGCUGACCCUCUCUGAGUACGACCAUAACAAACCAUAUUAUAUCGGUACCUUCACUGAGCGAGUUGAUUGGAUGCUCGCAAACCAUGUGCCUAUGGCCUACGGUGGUGGGGGAGUCUUCCUUACGACGCCUGUGGCCCAAAAAAUCGCUGAACUUCCCUGCCUUGAAAAGACACCGGAAGGGACAUACAUCCUCAAUGCUACAGAAGGAGACCGGCUGCUUUACAACUGUUUGCACAGCUAUACCGAAAUCACACUAACCCACCUUCCCUCACUACAUCAAGUAGACCAAUUUGGCGACCCCUCUGGCUUCUACGAGAGUGGGCAACAGCCACUCAGUCUGCAUCAUUACAAGUCCUGGCAUCAUGCUGAGCCCGCCAAGAUCCACCUUGUCGCCGAUGCCUGUGGAGAAGAUUGCGUUCUGCAGCGGUUUCAAUUCAAAGACAAUUUCGUCGUCGCCAAUGGCUUCAGCAUUGCCGAAUACCCGAAGGGGAUAGAUUUUGAUCUGGAGAAAGUUGAGGGUACGUUCGAAGUUCCUCAAGGCGACACCCAAGAUGUGCUCCUCAGCUAUUCUUUUGGAGACAUGAGGAAGAAUCUUGCUAAGUCGGGAAGGAAGCGUAGUUGGACGCUACUUGACUCGAGGACUGAGAGUGAGGGCAAGGUGCAGCAGAUAUAUGCAAAGAAGAAGGAUGAUAGCAGGUGGGUUGGAGUAGGGGAGCAACUUCCAGAGAGGGAUAGCGUGGCCGUCUUGACGUGGGUUCCAUGA
Messenger RNA from Venustampulla echinocandica, 1551 nucleotides. RefSeq lists its product as uncharacterized. The transcript has a single exon. Lineage: Eukaryota; Fungi; Ascomycota; Leotiomycetes; Helotiales; Pleuroascaceae. The coding region runs from base 1 to 1551 and encodes 516 amino acids. The record is from RefSeq and is a predicted model, not a curated record. Gene Ontology annotation, molecular function: acetylglucosaminyltransferase activity.